CGCCCCGCCCCCUCCCGGUCUGGCCAAUGGGCGCCCGGGCCGCGCACAGUGUGGCCCCGCCUCCGCCAGGGAAACUUGAAGCAGGAGAAAAGUUUGUACAGAGGCUGGAAGGGCAAGAGCGGAGCUCCAAACAGGCAGCGCGAGAGGAAGAUGAACGGCCCCAGGUCAGAGCCUCAGGCCGAGUGGACCUCAAGCCGCCCCCAGGGCGCCAAAAGCGGCCUCAGCUGCAGCCGCCAGCCCCGGUAGCCGCCCGCGCUGCCUUGGGCUGGGAAGGAAGGCGGCCCGAGCCGGGGAUCGAGGCUCGGUGCCACCUGCGCGCGCGGCAGUACACCUGAGCGCCGUCCGUCCGCGGACGAGACCCGCGGGCUUCGCAAAGCUUGGAUCGUCUUUGAA
Molecule: messenger RNA, 393 nt
Organism: Aethalodelphis obliquidens (Pacific white-sided dolphin)
Lineage: Eukaryota; Metazoa; Chordata; Mammalia; Artiodactyla; Delphinidae
Exons: 1
Coding region: 27-335 (102 amino acids)
Source: RefSeq, a predicted model, not a curated record